AUGGUGCAUUUGCUCUGUUGGCCCGAAACAUAUUUCUUCUAUCCCAUAGGAAAUACGUCUGCUGUAUGUCUUAUCAGAGACCUGGCCCCGGAGGAAUCCGCGAAUAUACUUCUGCUGGGAUGCGGGGAUCCUAGGAAUGUGAUGUAUACGAUCUUCUGCGAAUCCGACGAGAUCACUCGUCCUUUGGACUUCACUUGUUGUGAUAUCGACCCAGCCGUUUUAGCGCGCAACAUAAUCUUGCUCACAAUGGCCGCAGAUGGACACUCACCCUCCACCGUCAUUUGGAACGUAUACAUCCACAUGCAUCUUGACGACAAAUCUCACGCGACACUUGUCGAGCAUUGCUCCAAACUCAUCAAUCACUCCGAGACCAUACAGGGCUGGCGAAACUCUCCGUAUGGGCGCUAUAUCAAGAUGUGUACAGCUUACACUCUCGAAGAAGUACGGCGCCACUGGAGACUUUAUGUUGAAAUGAAAACUCUGCCUGACAAGCGCAUCAAAGCCAUCCGCGAAGCGUUCAAGGCCGUGGCUAAGUCUCGACCGUCUAAAACGCUCGGGAAUGGAGCCAGAUCGGCAGGCCUUUUCAUGAUUCACGCGUUCGAUGCUGCAGCAAAGCUGGAAGACCACUACUGGAAGACCGGGACAACGUUCUUUGACGAUGCGCUUGACACUGCUGCCAUGAAGUUGAAUCCUACCCUGGUAUAUUCACUAGGCGGAGAAGGGUGUAAUGUUCAUUACGGGACCGAUCCGGUGACCCCUUUCCAUCUCGCGCUCGCGUUCAACAACAGUCCGCACUCUGUUCGACCUCAUGACCUCGUCGAGGUUGCCAAAAUCCAGUUCAAGGACUGGUGCACGAGCUUCAAAGCUUCUACCUCCCCUACAAAACCGACGAACCCGGUCGUCCGAUUCAUUGUGGGCGAAGCUACAGCCGUGUCCCGUUCGUUGCAGCUUUUCGUUGAAACAGGCUCACCAGCCUCCUCCAUCCCCGUCGCACCGUGGAAGUCUCAGUUGCUUGUUCUGAGCGAGGGAGACGUUUCUAGUGCUUUGCGUCGCGACAUCGAGGGUAUACCCCCGCCGCUAUUCAACGUAAUCGACACUUCGAACUUGGUCGACCAUAUUGGUGUUUUGAACGUCCUGACCGCCGCGAUCCCAAUGCUUUCCGCAUACCCCCACGCGAGUGUCAUGUACACCGAGUCACUCAUAUCCAAAGAGAAGAAUGCCACCAAAGACUUCAUCGAUCGUCUGUAUUCGGAUGUCACGCUCAUGAACAUGCUCAUCGGUGUCUGUCCCGUGGACUACGUGUCCGGGUUCACAACACGUUCCAAUACGCACGAGCUCAUGGCCUACGAGAUCGCCUUAAAGCGGACCGCCACCCAAUUCCAUCAAGUUACCACAUGGAAGUCGCCACCGACGAUCGAGUCCGAUUCAUCGAUCUGGAAGCAAGCCAGUCGACCGCCUGUGUUCGACCCUGUGGAGCUUGGGACCCAUCUUUACGACAUGUACCAUCGCAUGUUCGAGGAGGAGGACAGCCGCACAUGGUUUCAGCGAAACGGCGCGCGUAGAAACCUUCUCGGAGCCCUCACUCACGCUAACCGUGAUCACUAUUCCCGCGAGAGCUUUGUCCUGUUCCUGAAGAUGGUCAGAGACAGACUGAGGCUCUCGCCGGCGCAGUGGGGCGACGUCCUGGAACGUUUCUUGGGAAUCUUGGACGCCGAUCGAUCCAUGCCCAUGGAUCUGAACAACUGCCAGGACUUACAUGGUCAGCUCUGGCGCCACGGAGUCCACGACCCGCCCGCCUACGUAUCUUCGCCCCCGCUCAAGAUAGGUCCGUUUUCAGAAUGGGACGUUUUACCCACCAUGGUCCGAAUUUUCCUCGUCGUCCCUCGCGAGAGCUUAGCUAUUUUCCGCAAAUAUCCUGCCCAUUCACCACUUUUGCAAUGCGACAUCAAAGGCAAGAGCAUACAUAAUAUCUUCGCAGGACUGCAUCCUAUGUGGGGACGCAUUACUCGCACGGGAACACGAAGGAGACCUUCCGUUCAAUUCAUAGAGGAUCCCGCAGGCCUACGGGGAGACGCGCCUCUCGUCGUCUCAUUCACGAUAGCUACCACGUACUUGACUUCCUUCGAACAUCCCAAUACGCUCAGCGCUGGGUUCGCGCUCCGAUCGACCGUGGGAUCCGGGACAUUUUUCGGUGAUUUAGACGGUCAUCUCACUGUCUUCCGCGCACCCCUUACGGAUCAAUCGCGUGUCUAUAUCGUUCCCGAGCAGCGUUCCGUCGGUGCUGUUCGCGUGGCGCCUACCUCCUCCACAAUCGAGUCUUGUGGCGCUAUCGGAACAUCGACGCCUGCUUUUGUUCGCCUUGACGAAGACUGCGAGGCGGUUCAGUCGUUGACUGUCAAGUUGUCUGUGGAGGGCGAGGCCUUGCAGGAGCUCUUCCGCACCUCCACUCCACGAGUGACGCAGAUCUCGCCUUCCGCGUUGAACGUGGCCAUUGGCUCGUCAAGUCAGGAUAUCGUGUACCCUUUCCCUAUCAUGAGCGAAUCUCGAAAGCUUCGUCUCGCGAGAACUUCACAUUAUCUCGAGGUGGUCGUCCCCGUCUUUCGUCCAUUCCAAACAGAAGGCAUGAAGCUCGAUCCAUUCUGCGUCUUCAACCGGCCACAGGGCAUCAGCCCAUGGAAUAUCCACCGAGUCAACUUGAAACGUCUCCCGAUCCUCAACAUAUCCAACGCCUCUAACCUCGAAGAAUGGCUCAACCCUCACGUCGGCUCUCAACUCUCGCAACGCGAACGCGCUCUCCACAACAGUACAGAGAAGAACGCAAACAAGGAGAAGAAAAAUAAAACACAAAACAACCUCGCACAGCAGGAUCCGCUCGCGGCUCUCAAAAUACGCCUCCACGGGAUAAUCAUGCGUUCUGCAUGCUUACCUCUGGCUCUGCAGGACCCCAAAACAGGGAAGAACAACUGCGACAUGCUCCUCUUCGUCGAUGAGCUGAGGUUCGAUCUGCCGUGCCAUACCGUCAUUUGCGACGCCUUCGUGCUUCCGCUCCAGCACGAGCUGAUGAACAGGAUCGAACCCGACUUUGUCAAGCUCCUCCGUGGUGGACCGCCGCAGAAUAUAAAUACCACAGUGACGAUCCAUCCGGCGGAGAUGCAGCUGUGGAAACGGCUCUUGCCCGCCCUCGUCGAGCGAUCGCGCGCGUCGUGGACGCACGGACCCAACUGCGAGUACAAAUCCGCAGGACGUAUUCCACUGUCUACCGACAUGGAGAAGGUCCCGCUGUGUAGCUGUGGGAGAGGGAAGGACGUCGAGGGGAUGCAGAAGGUCGAACUGUGGCGGCCGUUCGCGCCACAUGUUACGAGGCUGGCGCUUUCGCCUUUGUUUGCAGUUUCGUACCUCGAGACGGUCAUUCGCGAUCCGGAGGCGAGGAAGUGUUUUGCGUGCAGAGGGAAGGGUAACCCGAAGUUGAUGGAGUGUAAGGGGUGUAGGAAGGUAAGGUAUUGUUCGGUUGAGUGUCAGAAGUUCAAUUGGGAGGAGCACAAGAAACGUUGUAAGGCGUAG
Molecule: messenger RNA, 3561 nt
Organism: Stereum hirsutum FP-91666 SS1
Lineage: Eukaryota; Fungi; Basidiomycota; Agaricomycetes; Russulales; Stereaceae
Exons: 6
Coding region: 1-3561 (1186 amino acids)
Biological process (GO): regulation of transcription by RNA polymerase II
Cellular component (GO): nucleus
Molecular function (GO): DNA-binding transcription factor activity, RNA polymerase II-specific
Source: RefSeq, a predicted model, not a curated record